Messenger RNA from Microthlaspi erraticum, 573 nucleotides. The record is from the annotation of a GenBank genome assembly. Lineage: Eukaryota; Viridiplantae; Streptophyta; Magnoliopsida; Brassicales; Brassicaceae.
AUGAAAAUCCAUGUUGAACAUUUGUCUGAGGAAUCCAACGUUCACCAUUUGGUGAUAAGUCACAUCGUUGGUCAUUUGGUGAUAAAUCCCAUUGACGAGUAUUGGGUGAUGAUCCCCAUUGUUGAGCCUUCGAAGAUGAACCCCAUGGUUGAGCAUUUUGCGGUGAAUCCCAUUGUGGACCAUUUAAUGAUGAACCCCAUUGCUGAGCAUUUGGAGGGGUGUUCCUUUGUGGACCACUCGAUGAUGAGCCCCAUUUUUGAUCAUUUGGAGGUGUACCCCACUGUUGAGCAUUUGGAGGUGUACCCCACUGUUGAGCAUUUGGAGGAGUACCCCAUCGUUGAGCAUUUGGAGGAGUACCCCAUUGUUGAGCAUUUGGAGGUGUACCUCAUUGUUGAGCAUUUGGAGGAGUACCCCAUUGUUGAGCAUUUGGAGGUAUACCCCAUUGUUGAGCAUUUGGAGGUGUACCCCACUGUUGAGCAUUUGGAGGUGUACCCCACUUAUGAGAACCAUAACCCCAUUGUCCACCUGAAGUUUGACCCCACGAAUUACUACCGCCGAAAGAUGGACUAUUAG